Molecule: messenger RNA, 11295 nt
Organism: Caenorhabditis remanei
Lineage: Eukaryota; Metazoa; Nematoda; Chromadorea; Rhabditida; Rhabditidae
Exons: 14
Coding region: 1-11295 (3764 amino acids)
Cellular component (GO): nucleus
Molecular function (GO): zinc ion binding
Source: RefSeq, a predicted model, not a curated record
AUGUCAUAUUUUUUACGAGAAAUCGACGGUGACCGGGUGUGUUGCACAAGUACACAACUCGGCACAAGUAUACCAGAAGACCGAAAAAGUGCACGACGGCUGAGAAAACUUUUGUAUAAAUGUGCAGAGAACACGUGCAAGACAGAUAUUCUGAAGGUUCCGGCAUACUGUGGGAAGACUGAUGCAGACGAAGACAAAUCUCCAGUGGAUCCUCAACAACAAAUAAAUUUUCAUGACAUACUAAACUCGAAAUUUGUGGUUGGACCGCCGUCUCCAUUUGCGUUGGUUGCGAUUGCAAAAUCUAUACUUGCGAGAUUUGGAAAUCCAGAAGAAAAUACAGAAAAAGAAGAUCGGGGAGAUGAAGAAGCUGGAACGAGUGGUGCUGAUGAAGAAGGAAAGCACUAUAGAAAUACUGAUCAACUGGUCGGUGCUAGCCUAACUUGCAUCUUCGAAGUUCUCGAACAACUGAGUCGAAGAGAUGCUGAACUCUGUGUCCAGGCCCUUGAAUCUCUCUUAUCUCUGAUUCAAUCAAUGCCAAUAGAAUGCCUUCAAUCUGAAAAUCGUCUCUCGAUGUCUGCAAUGAUCACAGUACUAAAGAAUCUUCGGGAAGACGGAUGCCCAUCUGUCAGUUCAAAAGCCACAUCAUGUCUAGUGGCUCUGUCAGUUGCAUGUGGAGAGCCGGAGCAUUUGACCAGCACUAUUCGAUCAUUGUUUUGCAUGAAGAAAAACAUUCGGAUGAGCGCUGAUUCCACGUAUGAUAUGAUACAAAUGCCUGAGAAUUUAAGAAGAUUGUUGUUGAAAGUGAGAAGGAAAGCGCUUGGAGGAGAUAAUUCUUCGAAUUCUCCACCCAACUGGUCCAUGAUGGAUGUUCACCAACAUUCAGUUGCAAGCAGCUUCAGUCUCCCAUCCCUCCCAGAUAGUUCUCCAUCUUCUGAUACUCCAGAUGACGACAACCGGAAUCACAGCUCGACAGCUUGCGAUGGGACAUUUCUCUAUAUUCUCAACUAUGUCGGUCUAUACAAGUUAGGGACUGGACUGAACGAGACGAUAGCUGGGAAGUUGUAUGCUGCUAAUCAAGGAUUGAAAUCAUCAAAAAAUGUGCAAAUGUAUUUAUGCAAUGGAUCUCUAUAUCUUCGAAGAAAUUAUUCAUCAUGCAUAUCUGUGAUUGAUACUGAUUCUUUGCUAGAUAUCGGAGAAGUGAUAUUGCCACCCACAUGUGUUCAACAUGCUCUAUUCACGGAUGGAACCUAUUUCUACAGUGCAACUUUGAUUGCAAAUUCUACAUUAUCUACAAUUCAACUCAACGACUCUUUCUCCCCUUCAAAUGAACCGUCUUCUAGACGAAGCCACCGAUUGACAGACGUCAAGUUCAAAUCUCACGGAGAUGUCCAGAGUCCUCAUCAGCUUCCAGAAUAUCUUCCUGCUAAUCUUCAUCCUCAAACUGUUGAUCUUCAUAUUACACGAGAACUUGCAUUCAUCCAAGCCCGAUCCGGCAAAGUGUAUUAUGCUGGAAAUGGAACUCGAUUCGGAUUAUUUGAAACUGGAAACAACUGGAUGGAACUGUGUCUUCCUGAACCAAUAGUUCAAAUAUCUGUGGGAAUGGAUACGAUAAUGUUUCGAUCCGGUGCAGGUCAUGGAUGGAUUGCAAGCGUCGAUGAUAAAAAGCGAAACGGAAGGUUGAGAAGAUUGAUACCUUCGAAUCGACGGAAGAUUGUACAUAUUUGUGCUUCUGGCCACGUAUAUGGAUAUGUUACUGAAAAUGGAAAAGUCUUUAUGGGAGGUCUCCACGCAAUGAGAGUCAAUGUAUCAAACUCCAUGCUCUGCGGACUGGACAGUGUCGUUGUCUCUUCGUUGGCUCUUGGAAAAUCUCAUGGUGUUGCAGUGUCUCGUAAUGGACAUCUUUUCACUUGGGGAAUGAACAACAUGAAUCAAUGCGGAAGAACUGAAUCUGCCUCCGUUACAUCAUCUCCUCGGCACACGGUUCGGCAGGAAUAUCAAAUUUGCCCGAUUGGGGAUCACACUUGGCUCAAUGAUACACCCACUGUCUGUUCGCAAUGUGGUCUUUGCUCAGCAAGAGGUAAAGCUUGUGGAAGAGUACCGCGAAUGAAGGGAACCAUGUGUCAUUGUGGAGUUGGAGAGUCGGCAUGUCUUCGUUGUGGACUUUGUAGACCAUGUGGAGAGAUAACAGAACCACCGCAACCUGGAAGGGCUCAACAUGUGCAGUUCAGUUCAACAGCUGUUCAACAAAGAAGUACAUUGCAUCCAGCACGUCUGAUUCUGAGUAAAGGUCCUCAUGAUGUGAAAGUCUCAAGUGUUAGCUGUGGUAACUUCCAUACUGUACUACUUGCGUCAGAUCGUAGGGUUUUCACAUUUGGAUCCAAUUGUCAUGGCCAGCUGGGAGUUGGAGACACAUUAAGCAAGAACACACCACAACAAGUUGUCCUACCAUCCGACGUGCUAAUAGUGCAGGUUGCUGCUGGAGCCAAUCAUACAGUUCUACGAGCCAAUGAUGGAAGCGUCUACACAUUUGGUGCAUUUGGAAAAGGACAACUUGCGAGGCCAGCAGGAGAGAAAGCAGGAUGGAAUGCAACACCGGAGAAAAUUCCUGGAUAUGGACAGGGCUCGAAUGAUUCUUUUGCCGGAUGGAUUGGAGCCGAUGGUGAUUCUACCAUCAUUCACAGUCAUACGCCUCUUUUAUCUCAAGACAAUAUUCUUAAGGCUCAAAUCGUGGCAAACAAAACAAAUAUUUUCAUUUUUCCAAGACAAGUCGGCAAGGAUUACAUUGUGAUUCGUAGAAAGCUGAAUCUCUUUGAACAUCAUCCAAGUGACUACAACUGUUCAUUGAUAUCCUGGGCAACUGAUCCGAAGUAUGACAUGUUAUGGUACUACAGCUCUGCUGUAAUGGAGAUCAAGGGAUACGAUAUCUUCAAGAAAACUGAUAAACAAGUGGAAGACGCCUUCGAUUCGUUGACUUAUCUUGCUGGAGCCGAAUUCGCAGUUCAAGUGUAUGAUAGUCCUGCAUAUGCGACAUCGAUGACUCUCGGAAUGCAACUUUUAUCAGCCACUUAUUCUGCAAAUGUGCUCAAUCUUUCAGAUUUUUGGAAAGAGAAAAAUGGAGAUAAAGAUCAAGAUCAAGAAAGAACAGCAAUGGACGGAUACUCAGUUGCAAAUCGUUUUGAAGGUACUGGAGGUGGUUGGGGAUACUCUGCUCAUUCAGUUGAAGCUAUCCAAUUCAAAGUCUCUAAAGAAAUUCGUCUAGUGGGUGUUGGCCUGUAUGGUGGUCGUGGAGAGUACAUUUCCAAACUGAAAUUAUAUCGACAAAUUGGAAAUGAUGCUGACGAACUAUACGUGGAACAAAUCACAGAAACUGAUGAGACAAUGUACGAUUGUGGCGCUCAUGAGACUGCAACUCUACUUUUCUCUCAACCGAUUGUCAUCCAGCCCAACCAUUGGCACGUUGUCAGUGCAAAAAUCAGCGGACCGUCUUCUGAUUGUGGAGCUGGAGGGAAGCAUCUUGUGGAAUGUGAUGGAGUCUCAUUUCAGUUCCGGAAUUCGGUGGUAUCUAAUAAUGGAACUGAUGUUAAUGUUGGUCAGAUUCCUGAACUGUACUAUCAAGUUGUCGGUGGAACGGAAACGCGAGAGGAAGCAGAUAACAACAAACAACUUUCUAUCAGUCGAGAAAUGUCAAAUCUCUUCUCUCCUAUGGCUCUAAAAAACGUGACAGCAGAAGGGAUUGGAAAUCUACUGCAGCUUUUGGAGUGGUCAUUCCAACGAGUUCAAGUGGAAAAUCAAGGAGAAGAUAGUGCAGAAAAACAAUGGUCUCAAGAGAGAGCAGGAUUUGUAGCUCUUUUGUCGAUGAGACUUAUUUCAAGAUUUGUGAAAACAGUGUACAAAGAGAAGGGACAUCAAGAGGAACCUGGAAUUGAUUUUGCGAAUAAAAUUGUCAAUCUUCAUUCGAUGCUUCUCGAGUUUUUCUUCUCGACUGAUAUGACUGAUUACAUCAAUCGACCGUUGAUUAAGAAAGAGGAAAAGAUUGUGGAAGAAGGAUAUACUUUGAUGCAGUGUAUUUCAGAAGCUAUCAGGUUAUUUACAUCUUUGUCUCACUGUUUCAUGGGAUCUCGGAACCUUGUCAACGCACAUCUUCUGGCUGUGAUGAAUAAGGGUAGUCUCGAUCAUAAUACCCUUAUUCUGACAUCUGCUGUUAUUGGAAGUUUGUCAAAGAUUGAUCGGUUUGCUCAUCAACUUCUGAGCUCUAACUAUAACAAUGAUCGGUUUCCAAUGCUUUCAUCACUACUUCUGAAACACUUCAAUUGUGAAAAAGACACUCUCGCCACAUUGACUUCGUUCCCAAACAUUCUCCGAUUCCUAUACGACCAGACUUUCAUGAGAAAUGCUUUUGAAAACACAUCUCUACUCGCUGAAAAGAUUCUUGUCAAAGUGUCUAAAGAACUUGCAAUUCCUCCGGAGGACAUGAUGUUAGGACCAGUUGUGCACCAGACUCCAGCGAGGUUCCGGAAAAGAAGUACUGCUCCGACGUGGGAUAUGUCGGAUGGAUGCUCAGAUGCAGUUGCUUUUCGAGUGGAUUCCGAAGGUGUAAAACUUCAUGGAUUUGGAAUAUAUCUACCACUGGAACCAGACAGAAGAAACUUCAUCGGUGAAAUUCUGAUGCUGGCGCCAGAUUCAUCGGAAAAGUGGACAUGUCUUCUACGUGUCUCUGCGGAAAUGUCGGCAGAUGAGAAAGAAGUUGGGAUAAUUCGAUUCCCUGAGAACGUGCUUCUCUCCCCUGGAGUCACGUACGCAGUCAAAGUCAAUAUGAUAAAGAAUGCAAAAACCUUCUGCGGAGAAGGGGGAGUCCCUCAAGUGCAACUUCUCAAUGGAGGACGUCUACUUUUCUCUGGUUGCUCGAUGAGUCAAAAUGGUACAACAGUACAGAGAGGUCAACUGCCUUUCUUAAUGUAUUCGGUAGUAGAUGAAUCAAGCACGAUCCCAGUCAAACAGGAAACAAUAAAUGAUACAUUCAUUUUGCUUUUACGAUUGAUGGCUAACAAGAUAGGAGCAGCAAUUACGGAUGGUGGAGCACUCCCUGCGUGUUGUCAGCAUUUGAUGUCUCACAUCAGUCCUCAUGUCAUGGUUUUCAUGGAGAGGUUUCCGGAUAAAGCACUUGAAUUGAUGUCGACAAUGGAACAGUUGAUUCCGAUGGUUUCUAAUUUGAACGGUGUGGAAAGAGUCUUCCACUCCUACGAUUCCGAAGACAGUGGCUGUGAAGCUCCGUAUUCUGGAAUUGUAACGUCUGUCGUUGAAAGCCAACAUCCCUACAAACCCAACACGUCUAGCUCAAUGGUUGUCAAUUUCGAGGAAGCUGACUACGUUUGCGUUCGAUUCUCUCCUGACUGUCAAACUGCUCAAUUUGAUGAUCAACUGACUAUCUAUCUUAAAAUUGACGAACAUUCAUAUAUGCCUGUGGAACGAUGCUAUGGUAAUGAGUGGCCUCACUAUCCUAUGAUUCUUCCUGGAAACUGUCUACUGUUUGUUCUGGAUGCUUCGUCAGCUGUGGAAGGUGCAACAUCAGAUCAAAUGUUCGGUUACCAUGUUACGGUAACUGGUUACCUGGUUGGCUACAGUGACACCACGAUGCGAUUAGAACAAGAUCUAGUUUGGUUAUCAGCAAAUGCAUGUAGAAUCAUGACUCAACUGCCAAUCAACCCGAGCAAUAUCGAACAUUUGAGUACAGCCGAAGAUGAUACACGACACUUAUUCGAGAAACAUGGUAGUCUUCUGAAGAAGGGUUUGAGUCUUAGUCACUCACCAACUCUCAGCGAACUCUGCACAAAAGGACAACCUCCACCAGCACAAUCUGCAGAUCUUCAGUUUCUUCGAGAGUUUCUAUCCGGUCACAUAUCGUCAUCUGCUGGUUUCUUAGCAAGGUGGUUGCCAACGGGACCUGUUGUGGAUGCUUCAAAAUGUCAACUAUCUUUAUCUCAUGAUGAAUUAAUUGUUGGAAAAGCAGUCAUUUUGAAACUAUCCUGUAGAGAUCAAUACGACCGGGAAGUGGAUUGUCCAAAACUGCAAGUCGAAGCAAACGCCUCACUGGGUCACAGGAAUCCUCAAUCAACUAUCACUAACAAUCUACAUAUUGGCAACCUACCAUCGUCACUGUUAAUCCAUCAGAAUCCAUUUCAACCAAUCAUUGUGAACCAUACGAGAUACAUGAACAUUGCCGCAAUGCCUGCCUACUCCAACUAUUCUGUGGAAGAAAUUCGAUUAGGAUUUAUGAUAGAAGAGUUGAUAAAAGAUCGAAUCCCCCUCAAGUCUUCUGAUUCUUCCGUUUUCUCUGGAUCCUGGACACCCACCACUGCUGGAAGAUAUAGAAUAGAGUGUAAGGUGGAUGGAUUCGACAUAUCGCAUACGUACACCGUGGAAGUUUCUGAAAGAGUUAAUGGAAAAGGAGAAGAAGUCAAGUCGUCUGGGAAACGCCAUGGAGCACAGAUGACAGUUGCGAGAACCGUUUCGAUUCCAUUCUCCGGCGACUUCUCUGGAAUUCGAAUGCGACUUGGUACUUCCCUGGCGUCAGCUUCUGUCGGGGUGGUUCCUCGUGGGGCAUUGGUUGAGUUUAUUGAAGAAAUGGAGAACGAAGAUGGAAAAUGGAUAAGACUCACGGAUGAGACCGCUCUGUUAUACGGAUGUAAUAUUGGAAUAGGUCAAGUAUGGUGCUUGGCUUAUCACAAAGCACUCCAAAGAGAAUUAAUUCCGCUCAAAACGGAUACAGAUCGAGAAAAAAUUGUGAGGAUGAGAAGGAAAGAAAUUGAGAAAGAAUCCAGUGGAAGUAAACAUCAUAGUGUUUCGAUUGAUGCGAAGGAGACCUAUAACUUAACACCGAAUGACAUUCUUCAAGUUUAUUCUGCUCCCGCUCCUCAUUCAAUGAUUGACGGAGAAAAGAUUUAUGGGCCAUGUGAUUUGGUUAGUAGUGGAUGGAUAAAGAAUAGACACGGUCACUGGAUUAAACUAUCUGGAGUUGAAAAAUAUGUUCUACAUAACAAUGAUCCCUCCUCGGAAACAUCAUUAACUUUUUCAACAAACGGGAAUGAUGAAGUCGAUUUGGCGAGACCAGUGGAACGAAGAAGAACGAGACUUCCAAACGCAUUGACGCCUUCUGUUGCUGAUUGCAUUAGAGCAGUUUUCGCAGCAUUUGUCUGGCAUGAGCACUUGGUGAAGGACUUGAUGGCGGCAGCAGCGUAUUUGAGAUUCCACCAAAAUUUGCAUAAUAUCUGGCAAUCGUGCGAACUUCCAUCAUGUACCAAUGCACCAGCAGCUCUUCAACCCAUUGUUAAAAUUUGGAGAGAAAUUUGUGAAGUUGUAGAAACUAGCGUUGAGCAACAUUUGAUAAUGCCCCCGGUUUCCAACAAAGCUAUGCACAGCGACUCUGUUAAACCUGCAUCCUUAAACGGUGGAUGCGAACUCUGUGAUGCACACAUAACUGUUCCUUUGACAGUUCAUCUUCGAAUGGCGCAUCCUGGAUGUGGUGGAGAUUGUCUUGGUUACGGAUAUAAUUCAAGUGGAAAGUUUACAACUGGUUGGUCUGGUGAAUGUGGAGCUGGGGGAAGAGGACAGGCACCAUGGUACCUUCUUUGCAACAAUUGCCGAUCUCAAUACUUGAAAAAGACCCCAGCAGGACAUCAUCAAGAGAGGACUAGAAGAUGGAGAGAAUUUCGGUUUUCUACAUCGGCAUCAGAUGCAAGACCUGAAGUUAUAAUUCGACAAAAUGCAUUGUUCCUGUUAGAUUUGAAUAGCAGACUGCAGACUGAAUCAAAUAACUCGUCUGCUGCGACAUCUGGUUGGACUAUCAAUCUCUUUCCCACUCAUCUGAGCACACCAUCCACUAUGCCACGGAGUCAACAAAAACGUCUAGAUGUCCCACAAACUCAUUCUCUUCACCAGAAUUCUUAUAUGAAACUCGGAUAUUCUUCCGAUCCGGGACCAAAAGUGAAUGUAAUUAUGUCACCUCCAGAACAGUUCCAAGACCAAGCAACAUCUCUAAACCAUCGUCCAGGUCCAUUAAAUGUUGCUGAGCCAGCUGAAGUUCUUCAAUCCCCAUCUGCUGCCCUUCGGACAUUGUUCUCCAACACCAAUCCAUCAACCUCGGCACUUCUGAAACGACCAGUUCUAGCGUUUUGUGUGGAACAUCAUGACUUGAAACGUAUUCGAGCAGCAUGCGUUCAGUCCGUGAGACGUGCUGUCGCAUUCGCUCACGCAUUUCGUGUCUGGAACUGGCUUCUCAGAAUGGUAUCAUCAGAAUAUAGUGUAUCGGAUAUCAUUCUGCAGUAUCUCACAACUUUAACAUCAUAUAAUCGACUGGCAGAAUACAUGUUUUCCGCAAAGAAGAACACCAAUAUCUUGCCUCAUCCGUGGAGACUUUGCUUCCUGGCAGGACCGAUUGCAGCUGAUAUGGUCACUCAACUCCAUGCAUUCUUGCACACUGUCUCAAUCAUUCUGCAGUCAGCUGGGGUUGAUGGGAGACUGAAAUCUUUGUGUUUCAAGUCAUGGACACUACAAUUGACUGCGCAAGAGCAAGACUUAUUAAUUUUGACGUGUAAUAUUCUGGGAACAGUUGGAGGAAUUCUAUCGGAUACUUCAAUAAUGGACGUCGAUAAUCGAUUUGUGAAAGAGAUGAUAGAUAUUACGAAGUUUGCUGAAAUUAGUGCCAGCAGUCGACAAGCAAUGGUGAUUUGUUUGACAGAUGGAAGUGGAGAAACAUUUUGGGAAAGUGGAGACGAGGAUAAAAACCGUUCUCGUUCCUUAGCUGUUCAACUCGAAGAAAGUGCUCGUGGAGAGAUACUUUCUCUGUAUAUUGAUAACGCAAGAGAUGAGGGGUACCGAAUAGCUGCUGUUUCUUUCAAAGCAAUUCUAGAAGACGGAAGACGAAAAGAUCUAACAAUUAUCAGUUUGGAACACACUCACUGUGGUUGGGUGAAAUGUUGCAUAAAAGGCAUCCAUCACAUUCAAAUACAAUUCAAAGGACCCAACCAAGCGUCUCGCGUACGACAACUCAUGAUUCUUGGCUACCCUGCUAAGAGUUGCGGAUCCCCAAGAAUGGUUCCAUCUACCUCUCAUCAUUUAUUCUUUAAUGACACUCAACGAGAUGCAUUUGCACUUUUCCAAGCAAUAUCUUCUCAAGCAUUUUGUGGAGAAUUAUCGGAGGAUGAUACUCUGAGAGAACGUGUAAUAGAUUUAUUGUUCAGUAGAGUUCAACUUUAUCCACUUCAAAACUACGUGUACAACCAAGUGGUUCAAGCAAUGGAAAAAGAAGUCGAAUUACUUUGUGACAAGUCAAAAAGAAACUAUUCAUAUUGCUGUGGUUUAAUGAGCCUGCUGGUCAGAAUUUGUGAUUCAAGAGGAAAUAUGGAUAGUUUCGGACAGCGAAAUUCAGUAUUGACAUCUAUCACUCAAUUGCUGAUAUUCUCUCCGGUUGUUGUUCAAAGACAAUGUCUGAACUCAUUGGAAUGUAUUUUUGCUUCGUUUUCACCUACUAACGUGGAAGUUCCAAAAAUCAUCAAAUAUCUUUUGGUUGUCGUUGGAAAAGUUAUUCAACUGCAAGUCAGAGACAAAGCUGCGCACACAGUCGUGACUGUUCAUUUAUGUUCUUCCGUUUUGAAUGCUCCGCAAAGCUGGCGAGUUGACAAAUCAAUCGAUAUGGAUAUUGGGAGACAAACAGCACUUCUUGUUGAAAACCUCUGCAGCGGAACGUACACUCCAGAGUGGUCCGUCGCCACUAGAUGUGAACUUGCCAAUUGUCUCCUCAGUCUCAUCCAAAUGCCGGAAUCUGUUUCUUACACUGAAACUCUGUCCUCUGGAGGAAAAAGCAAGGCAGUAGCUGUUGUUGGGUCGAAACGGUUCUGGACUGCAAUCUCAUCUCUAGCUUUGAUCAAGAACAAGUCAUGGCUUGAGCUAUCAGAACGAUGGAAAUCAGUUCAAGAUCAAGAAGAUGAAGAACCCGUCUCUUUGUGUGAAAAUCAUGAUGACGGACAUACUGUAGCUCAAGUUUUCUGUGUGGAUUGUGACGUGGCACUUUGUAAAGAAUGCUUCACCGUAAUGCAUCUACACAAGAAAAAUAGAAAUCACGGAGUGAAAAAUUUGGUUCAAUCAAGCGCACAACACGAUAUCAAUAUCCAUCAAGGGUGUGCCAGAAUGAAAUUUUUGAACUUUUUGAUUUUGUUUCACGGCGAAGCUUUGAACGGAAUGGUAGAAGUUGCCGCUGAUACUUUAUUUCCAUCUUCAACGUCUUCAAUUCAACCAGCUAUGCAAGACUCUGCAGCUUUCCUUGGUGUCCAUCCAAUGACGUGUCGUUUCUGUGGGAAUCACGUCCCCAUCGAAGAGCAGAAUCUGGACGGAACAUGUACCCAUGAUGACUGCGUGAACUACGCUAAAACUGCUUGCCAAGUCAUGCACACCUGCAAUCAUUUCUGCGGAGGAAUCAGGAAUGAAGAAGAUUGCCUUCCGUGUAUUACAUGUAAGAAAUCAGAAACCACACAAGACGGAGACGAUGUUUGUGUCAUUUGCUUCACUGAACGACUUGGAGCAGCACCGUGUAUCAAACUAGGAUGCGGUCACAUUUUCCACUAUCAUUGUGUUAGGUUGAUUCUGGAGAAGAGAUGGAAUGGCCCCAGAAUUGUUUUUCGAUUUAUGCAUUGUCCACUGUGUAUUCAAAUAAUUGAGCACAGUGGUCUUGAAGACUUGAUCAAACCUUUGAAAGCAAUCAGACAUGAAGUGGUAGACAAGGCAAAAAUGCGAUUGGAAUACGACGGUCUACUGAACACACAAGCUCUCACAGAUCCAAGAAGCGAAUUUUACAAUCAACCAGAAGAGUAUGCCCUCGACAGGUACAUGUAUGUGCUUUGUCAUAAAUGCAAGAAGGCUUACUUCGGAGGAGAGAGUCGGUGUCAAGCAGCAUUGGAGAAUUCACAAUUCAAUCCAGAAGAACUUUUAUGUGGUGGCUGUUCGGAUACAAGUGGAGGUCAAAUUUGUCCGAGACAUGGGGCUGAGUUCUUGGAAUACAAGUGUCGAUUCUGUUGUUCGAUUGCAGUUUAUUUCUGUUUUGGCACCACUCAUUUUUGUGCGCCGUGUCACGACGAAUUCCAACGUCUGAUGUCUCUCCCGAAAAAUCAACUUCCUGCGUGUCCAGUGGGUCCUCGAUCAACUCCAAUGGAAGAUCAAACGUGUCCUCUGAAAAUGAAACAUCCUCCGACUGGUGAAGAAUUCGCAAUGGGUUGUGGAAUAUGUAGAAAUAUUAGUACUUUUUAA